CACUCUCUCACUCUCUCGAUAGGAUGCGAUAGGAAAAUACUGCAACGGGUUUAUCCUCCCUCCUCGCCCCCUCUCGCUCGCCUUCUCCUCCGCCUCUUCGUCUUCAUAUAAAAGACGACAGCACCCCUUCCCCUCUGCCCUUCUUCUCCUCUUCUUCUCCCUCCCAUCGCCCCGACGUCGUUCACUUUUCAUUUCAUUUCCCCUCCUUCUCCGUCCUUCCCCCUCUCCCCUCCUUCUUCUCCCCUCUCACCCUCCCUCUCAUCUUCUGUUGUCGCAAGCAACCGAGCGAGAACCGAGCACUAACCAGCCAUGAGCGAAAAGAUUGAGGAGACCCACACGAAGGGUCAACUCCAAGUCGAGGAGGCUGAGCAUCACGAGCACAGCGAUGAAAUCUCGCCCGAGCUCGAGGCUCUCCUCCAAACCGACCCCAAGCACGGUCUGACCACUGCCGAGGCCGCCGAGCGCCUCGCCCAGUUUGGUCCCAACGAGCUCGCUGAGGUCAAGCGCAACCCCUUCCUCAAGUUCUUGAGCUACUUCACUGGAGCCAUCGCCUACCUGAUCGAGGUUGCCUGUGUCAUCUCUGCCGUCGUCAAGGACUGGUUGGAUUUCGGUAUCAUUUUGGGUCUGUUGCUCGUCAAUGCCUGUAUCGGUUUCAUUGAAGAGUCCAAGGCCGAGUCUGCCUUGGAUGCCCUUCGUCAAACUCUUGCCUUGAAGACCCGCUGCUGGCGCGAUGGCCAUUUGGUUGAGCUCGAUGUCGCUGCUUUGGUUCCUGGUGAUAUUAUUGUCUUGCGUCUCGGUGAUAUUGUCCCCGCCGAUGGUCGCCUCCUCGGAAUUGGUGCUACUGGUGAGGCUACCGAGGGUGAUCUCUUGAUUGAUCAGUCUGCCCUUACCGGAGAGUCCCUGCCCAUUGCCAAGAACAAGGGCAAGACCGUCUACUCGUCCUCGAUUGUCAAGCAGGGUCAGCAGAUGGCUGUUGUUACCAAGACUGGUGGCAAUACUUUCAUCGGCCGUGCUGCCAACCUGAUCUCUAUUACCACCGAGGAGGGUCACUUCCAGAAGAUUAUCAACCGCAUCGGAAACUUCUUGAUCCUCAUUACCGUCGUCCUCGUCGUUAUUAUCUUGAUCUACCAGCUCGUUCAUUUCCACGGCGAUGUUGAUGGCAAGGGUGAUUUCCUGACUGUCCUCCGCAAGGUCCUGGUUCUCACUGUCGCUGCCAUCCCUGUCGGUCUUCCCACUGUCAUGUCUGUCACUAUGGCUGUCGGUGCCAAGCAACUCGCUGCCAAGAAGGUCAUCGUCAAGCGUCUUACCGCUGUUGAAGAGAUGGCCUCCGUUUCUGUUCUCUGCUCUGACAAGACCGGAACUUUGACCUUGAACGAAUUGACCUUUGACGAGCCCUACCUCGCCAACAACUACUCCUCCGAUGACAUCCUCUUGUACUCUUACCUCGCUGCCGAGGCUGGUGCUAACGAUCCCAUCGAGUUCGCCGUCCGCACAGCUGCUGAGGAACAGCUUGCGAUUCUCCAGAACCGUACCCACAAGCAUGAGGUUCCCGGCUACAAGGUCACUUCCUUCUUGCCCUUCAACCCCUCGACCAAGUUGACCCAGGCUACCAUCACCAACCUCGAGACCAACUCGACCUUCAAGGUCGCCAAGGGUGCCCCCCAGGUUAUUAUCCGUCUUGUUGGUGGUGAUGAUGAUGCCGUCCGUGCCGUCAACUCUCUUGCCAAGCGUGGUCUCCG
This is a messenger RNA of Gamsiella multidivaricata, 1739 nucleotides long. Its product is annotated as E1-E2 ATPase-domain-containing protein. Gene Ontology annotation, molecular function: ATP binding; ATP hydrolysis activity; P-type proton-exporting transporter activity. The transcript is spliced from 2 exons. Gene Ontology annotation, biological process: proton transmembrane transport; regulation of intracellular pH. Gene Ontology annotation, cellular component: plasma membrane. The annotation marks the transcript as partial. Lineage: Eukaryota; Fungi; Mortierellomycota; Mortierellomycetes; Mortierellales; Mortierellaceae. The record is from RefSeq and is a predicted model, not a curated record.